AUAGGAAUCCGGCUUUACAUAUCUAACAAAUCUUGCUCGAAAUCGCGACCGUCACCCAGAAGAAAAAUAACGUAUGUGCAGCUCGCGAUAAAAAUCCGUGGAAUUUGCGUUAUUGCGCAACAAUUUCGCAAUCCUGACUGUCGAAUAAGACUCGUGCAAAUCGUAUUUUAUUACCGGAAUACGCCCGAAACCGCUUCCGUCGCGCCACGUCGGGAUUAUGAGCUGCAGGGAUCUUAACCUUUAAUGACAGUCCCAUAGAUUCAGGUUGCAUAAAAAGCAUUAAAAUGCAGACGAUAAAGUGUGUUGUGGUGGGUGACGGGGCGGUUGGUAAAACAUGUCUCUUAAUUUCCUACACAACAAAUAAGUUUCCUUCUGAAUAUGUGCCUACUGUUUUUGACAAUUAUGCAGUAACUGUGAUGAUAGGAGGUGAUCCAUAUACAUUAGGAUUAUUUGAUACAGCAGGUCAAGAAGAUUAUGAUAGAUUGCGUCCUUUAAGUUAUCCUCAGACUGAUGUAUUUCUCGUGUGUUUCUCAGUUGUAUCACCAUCAUCAUUCGAAAAUGUAAAAGAAAAGUGGGUGCCUGAAAUAACGCAUCACUGUCAGAGAACUCCAUUUCUACUUGUUGGAACACAAAUUGAUUUGAGAGAUGAUGUCGCAACAACAGAAAAGCUUGCAAAAAAUAAGCAGAAGCCAAUAUCUGGGGAGCAGGGCGAGAAACUUGCCAAGGAGCUUAAGGCUGUAAAAUAUGUAGAGUGCAGUGCUCUAACACAGAAAGGUUUGAAGAAUGUAUUUGACGAAGCUAUUUUGGCUGCAUUGGAACCACCUGAGCCAGUGAAGAAAAGAAAAUGUACGCUUCUGUAAGCCGACAAAGAGUUAUCAUUGAAGGAACGCAUGCCAGACAUCAAAAUAAUGCUACGUAGUACCAGACAACAGUCUUGUAUGUAGUAUAUUGUAUUAAAUAGAACUAAAUUUGCCUCUACUUCGUUACCCGAGGGAAAAACAAGCAAUCGCGUAAGCGCCAGCUACGACAGCGACUGCAAACACAUUCCAUGAGGCGUGCAACAACUCUGAAUUUGUAAGGUCAAAAAAAAUUUUCUAUCAUACAAUAAUAGCUAUCUUUUUGAGAUAACUUAUUGCACAAAGCUUUCAUUUUUCUGACACGAUUUUCUAGGCAGCGCAAAAUUUUGAAGCGCGUCUGAAAAUUUUCUGAGAUAAAAGUUUUGAAACCAUUCUAAAAUUGUUGACGUUUAUUAUUCAAUAGGACAGAGGCAGAAAAACAGAGAGAUUGGUGCUAUUGUUCAAUAAUAUUUUUUUAAGUCGAAAUAUUUACCGAGAUAUAUAGAUAUCUGAGUCGUCAGUAUCUGAUAGAUUAGUCAUUUGGAUCAAUAAGAUUCAAGCAUCUUUCGCUAAAAUGAUAAUCAUUUUUUCGAUACGUACAAAAAUAAAAUUUUUGUUUUUGUCAGUAUUAGAAACUCUGAUGAAUGUAUAAAAUGAUAAAUCAUGGCAGUAUCAUUAUGUAGGUAUAUUACCGAUUGCAUGUAAUAAAACAUUAUUAUUAUUUCUAAUAAUCAAUCUAUAUAAAAUAUCAUUGUUAAAUAUUAAAAGCUUUUGCAAUAGCACUUUUGAUAAAUUUACUUGUUUGGAUAUUCACAUAAUUUUAGGAUAGAAUUUAUCAUACAGUAAGUAUAUAAUUAAUUUUUAUCAUUUAUUCUUUGUCCAUGAUAGCGUGCGGGCAAAAGCUUUUUAAUAUCGAUAAUGAACCUUUAAGUCUCUAAAAAUACACGGCAGCUAUCUUAAUGGAAAGCUUUUAAGAAAAUCGACCAAUUUCUUCAUGAGUUUUUGAGUGCCGUUCAUUACAUAGCAAAGUAUUUUUAACGAAUUUAUCACUUAACAAAGAGGAUCGAAGAAUUUCUAAAUCUUUUUCUCUAACAUUUAUUAUUUUCACAAUAUUUAUUUUAUAUACAUGAAAUUUUAUUAACUAUCACGAUGCUGCAUGCAAUGAAUUAUCGAUUCAUAAUGUCGACCGGCAUGCGAUUGGCUAAUUUUUUAUGGAGCUCAAUUGUCGCAUAUCGUUAGUACUAAUAACACAUAUGAAUAUUCGUAUUGCGAUAGAGAUGUUGCGAGAGAAAAAGCAUUUCAUCAAAAAGAUUUAAUCAACUCUUACAUUACGAAUCCAGUUAAAAGCAUUUAUUAGCACUGUAUGUGUCAUAAUAGACACAAUCAUAUAUAAUGAAAUAUUCGCAUAAAUAUAUUUAUACCAUAUA
Molecule: messenger RNA, 2263 nt
Organism: Cataglyphis hispanica
Lineage: Eukaryota; Metazoa; Arthropoda; Insecta; Hymenoptera; Formicidae
Product: cdc42 homolog
Exons: 5
Coding region: 285-860 (191 amino acids)
Biological process (GO): small GTPase-mediated signal transduction
Molecular function (GO): GTP binding; GTPase activity
Source: RefSeq, a predicted model, not a curated record